This is a messenger RNA of Gopherus evgoodei (Goodes thornscrub tortoise), 1447 nucleotides long. RefSeq names its product LYR motif containing 2 (gene LYRM2). Bases 37 to 303 code for a protein of 88 amino acids. Gene Ontology annotation, cellular component: mitochondrion. Lineage: Eukaryota; Metazoa; Chordata; Testudines; Testudinidae. The transcript has 3 exons. The record is from RefSeq and is a predicted model, not a curated record.
GCAGCGGCGGCGCGCACGCAGGGCCUGGUCGGUGUCAUGGCCGCGUCCCGGCUGCCUCCAGCAGCGCUGACGCUGAAGCAGUUCUUGAGAAGGCAGCAGGUCCUUCAGUUAUACAGAAGAAUUCUGCAGGCUAUUCGUCAGGUACCUACUGAAACUGAUCGGCAAUAUCUAAAGGAGUGGGCAAGGGAAGAAUUCAAAAGAAAUAAAGAUGCAACAGAUGAGGAUGCAAUUAGGAUGAUGAUUACUCAGGGCAACAUGCAGCUUCGGGAGCUUGAGAGAAUACUUCAGCUGGCAAACUCCUAGUCUUAAUUCUGAGAGCCAAUGGACUUUCAUCCACUGUGGGAAGUACAGUACUUUCUCCAGGAUGCAGCACCUCAUCUUAUGCUAAAAUACCGGUAAUGUUUCAAGGUGGAAUACAGUACAAUACCAUUAUUUCCUUUCUCUUCUUGAGUCUGUUACCCUGAAUAUUUGGCAAUCAUAGACAAAUUAGUUGUGCCAUAUUUGUUCAAAUAACCAAAAGUGUGACAUAAUACUUGCUGAGAGAGAAGCAGGAAGUACUGAAUAACAGCAGCAGUGCGAAAGAAAAACAAAAAUCUGAUUUGAAUGUAUUUUCUGUUUGUUUGUUUUCUACAUUAGUUCUAAAUGUUACCAUCUUAUUGGAGUCGUCUCUAGAGUUCCAAAGUCCCAAACUCUUGAACUUUCAGUUUCAUAAUAAACGUGUCAAAAUACUAAGAAAAUUCCUCAUAUGUAGGUGAUAACUUGAUCCUGUUUAUUAUUUGAGGUAGUGUCUUUAACCAUGAUUAUGACCGAAUAAACCUUAACGGUGUGAGAGAAUAUAACCUAGGAUAUGGUUAUUGCCAAAUUAAGAAAUACCUCUUAUGAUUAUACUGACAAGUGUUCACAUGUUACAUAAAAAGAACAAACAGAAAAGGUAUAUUAAUGUUGUGGCCCUUCCUUUCCUUCCUCAUGUUGUAUUUCCCACAUGAAUGGCAACAUAUUUUGUUUAUUUCAAUUUCAAAAGUAAGGGAGGUUGAGUUUCUCUGAAUGUAAAUAGCUAUGUACCCGAACAGCAGAUGUACACAGCUGCCAGCUAGUAUGUCUUGGUUCAUUUCUAACAAGCAGCAGACCAAGUUUCUUCAAAGCUGUACCUGCAGACUUGGUUGAAAGACUUCACAAGGCUGGUUAGCCAACCACUGAUGAGCUGUUAAAAAGAAAUUUCUCCUGUAGUUAGGCUAUAUUCCAGAAUUGUUGUCUAUAGGGUUUCUUGAGCCUCUCUCUGAAGCAUCUGGUUCUGGCUAUUACCAAAGACAGGACACUGGAUUAGAUAGCUCUCUGAUUUGUGUCGAAAGAGGUUGCUCUUGUGGAUUUUUUAAAGCAAGGGUGGGCAAACUUUUUGGCCUGAGGGUCAUAUUGGGGUUGUGCAACUGUAUGGAGGGCCAGGUAGGGA